Messenger RNA from Phycodurus eques (leafy seadragon), 1440 nucleotides. It is a transcript of the gene bcl10, whose product is annotated as BCL10 immune signaling adaptor. Gene Ontology annotation, biological process: adaptive immune response; positive regulation of extrinsic apoptotic signaling pathway; apoptotic process. Gene Ontology annotation, molecular function: protein kinase B binding; NF-kappaB binding; transcription coactivator activity. The record is from RefSeq and is a predicted model, not a curated record. The transcript is spliced from 3 exons. Lineage: Eukaryota; Metazoa; Chordata; Actinopteri; Syngnathiformes; Syngnathidae. The coding region runs from base 217 to 948 and encodes 243 amino acids. Gene Ontology annotation, cellular component: cytosol; CBM complex.
UUUUACCAAUCAGGAAGUACGACCUUUUCUUCCCACUCGUCGUAUACUGAAACACAAAAAUAUCAAUGAAUACUCAAGAUUUACCACGAUAUAUCAACUAAAAACUCGAAAGUAAUCUUUUGGCGUAAUACCUUAAUGCUGAAGUUAGUUUAGCGACCAUUCGCUUUUACCGGAACACCUGGAUUUGUUUGUUUGUUUGUUUGUUUUUUUCCGAGGAUGGAUGUUCCUCAACUCAACGAAGAUGAGAUGGCGGAGAUUAAAAGAGAUGUCCUGACUCGCAUGCGGCACUACCUCUGCGAGAAGAUCCGGGCACGGUGCCAUCUGGACUACCUGCGCUCCCGCCGCAUCUUGACCCGGGACGACGCAGAGGAGAUCAACAGCAAGAGCACGCAGACCAACAGGACGGGGUGGCUACUGGACAUCCUCACCGAGAACCCCCGCGGCCUCGACGUUCUGGUUGACUCCAUCCGGGAGCUGCGCUCGCAAAACUUCGUCAUCCACAAGAUCACAGACGAAGUGCAGAAGGCCAAGAAUGAGAAGCUGGAGUCUCUCAGAGCCGGAGCUUCUAGUUCCUCGCCCAAGAACAACCUCACCCCUCCAUGUACCAUCCAUGAGCUCUCCGGUACAUUUUCAAACAACUCCACCAUGCUGUUCUAUCCGGACAGACAACGAAGCCCCUCCACUUUGGAAGUCCACUCCCGCCCCAGCGCGCCGUCGCUGCCGAACGGCGGCGGUCUGACGUCUGUGGCCUCCUCCUCCAGCCUCCCCAAGCCGGGAGACCCGGGAGCUCCCGCUCUGCCCGAGGAUGAGGAGGAGCAGCUGGUGGAGUCGCCCUCCAACAUAGAAGCGGUGUCACCGGGGUCCACCAACAGCGGAGCGGAUCCCAACUUCCAAUCCCUACGCUCGCGAUGUCUCACUCCCGCGUCACAUCGGAGCAACUUUUACUAGAAUACUAUGUUUGCAUUAAAGGGACAAUCAGGUACAUGACACACCCACUAACUAGAUGUUUUGCUGCUUUUUAUUACAGUAUAAACUGCAUAAUACAGUGACUACACUGUACACCAAAACAUGCACAAGCAAUAGCUUCAUCUCUUGUGUAUUCAAUGACACCUGUGAAAUUCCCCAAAAAUACCGAAACUGUGGUAUACACUGUAAUCACGUUGAAGUUACUAAUGUCUAUUAUCUGAUUUUUAAAAUGACAAAUAUGUUCUCUGUACUCGUUUGCAGAUUUAUGUUUGUACACAAAAGACACAUUGCAGUGAAACAUAAUAAUGCAAGAGCUGUAUCCCAAAUUUAUGAAAAAAUAAUGCUCAGUUUCUAGGCAUUCAUCCAUCAAUCCACUUUUUAUUACGCUUGUCCUCCUUAGCAGUUUGUUGCUAAAAUUUGUCAAUGAAAAUGUAUUUUUUAUAUUCAUUCAUCUAAUUAAAAACAGUAAAUUGA